Molecule: messenger RNA, 2633 nt
Organism: Galendromus occidentalis (western predatory mite)
Lineage: Eukaryota; Metazoa; Arthropoda; Arachnida; Mesostigmata; Phytoseiidae
Exons: 12
Coding region: 253-2343 (696 amino acids)
Source: RefSeq, a predicted model, not a curated record
CGUGGAUUUAAACUGAGCUUUCGAGGAAUCCUCGAUCACAAGGGAGAAACGCCGCCAAAAACUGAUUCCGGCCCUUCUCACAAGCGAAAUCUCGACACGAAAGUCUACCAGAAAGGCUGGUCCCAGAUCAAGUCGGGUGUUCGAUGUUUUGAUUGGGAAUUCGGUAUCGAGCGACGCGUAAGAUCAAGGAGGCUCAUCGCAAGUAUCUUGUGUGCUUCGGUUCCCUUGAAUACGGAAAAGUGCGACUUCAGGAUGAGGCUGCCUGUGUUCCUCUUCCAAAUGAGCCUCUGGCUCGGGACAAACGCCCAAGAUUGUCAAAUUCCGAGGGAAUCCUUCGGUCCACUCCCACCCGUGCUGCCUGAAAACUUUCACAUGGUCUAUGAGAAAAUCAAUCUGGUAGAGAAGACAGCUGAAUACUUCGAUGUCUGGUAUUCCUGGAAGGAACAGAAAGCUCGAGUCGAGAGAGUCGAUUCCAUGAACAAGGGAAAGGUGAUGAUAUUCGAUUUCGAGUUCUCCUCGAGCUUCGGAUACAAUGUGCCGCGGCCCGAUAUUGUCAGAAAGACCGACGAAGCGACCGGCGAAUCGAGUGACGGCUCGAUGGAUCAAGACGCCUCACUCAAUUACGAACCAAUUACACCGGAUCUCUAUCCCAAUCUCUAUUUCUUUAACCCUUCGGAGAGACCCGUGCGUAUGAGCGACGUUUACCACUCGCUCCUCUUCGGGGGUCCUUUCCGAUUCAAGUUCGCGGGGAAUGUCUCUGACGACUCGAGUCGUUUCAUCAAAUCGAACAAGUUCGAAGGCUGCGUCGUGGAUGAAUCGACCGGGAAAUUGCUCAAAGUCGUCUACUACUGGACCCAGGAAGACGACAUGGAAAAGCCGGUCAAGUGCGAGCGCACCGGCGACGGCGUCGACGAAGUGCUCUCCAUAAUUCGCUUCGACAGAGAUCCGCAAUUUCCCCCCGAUGUCUUCUCACUCCCCAGGCACAAGGUAUGCGCCAAUCAUCCGGGCGUCGUGGACCGCAAGAACUUUCCGGCCAUGAGCGACGAUUUUGCCUGGAGGCAGGAAACAUUUUCUUGGUCAAGCACCGAGGAAGGCGUACUGUAUGGUAACAUCGAGCAGAGCUACCGGGAGGUGUGGGUCACGGAUUUGUACAAAAUAGCUCGUUUGGAUUGGACUCCACGGAGAUCCGAAGUCGAAGGGACCACCUUCGAAAGUUUCGCUGGGAGACCGCUCUCGAUCAUCGCCGACAUUCCGUACCGAGCGGUGUUCAUCACUGACAAGAUCAACGGUCGAUGCGUUGUUAAACCCCUCACCGAAGACUUUCCCCUCUCCGUGAAGGUCAACGGCACUUACAAGCUGAAGAAAGUGUUCGACCUCAUCGGCAUGGACGGUCCAAGAGCCCUGAAGGGCGAGUAUGUCGAGAGGAACGGCGAUGUGCUCGUGUACACUUCCAACUACACCACGCAGCCUAACGCAGAGUUCGCAACCGCCCAUGAAACGUCACUCCGUUUCGAUGUGCAACAAGCAACCGAGUCGUUUGGAGCUUUCCAAUUCGUCCCCGUCUCCCAACUCACUCAACGGAUCGCGUCGGAUCCCGAGGGCGAGAACCCGGCGCGAUUGAGCUACGAGCAGACCUCGUACUUCCGAUACAGCAGCGAGCACCGACCAUUGCACCUCUUCUCAGCUCCGGGUUGCAUCGUUCAUCACAAACGGAAAGUUUUCGAAUUGAGGUUCGCCGGAAGCACGUGGGGCGUGAUAAGCGGGAGAAAAGACGAGUUCGUGGACGAGCUCCGACAUCAGAUUUAUCUCAGGGGAGAUCUCGACACUUUGAUGAGAGUUCAAGCCGUAAACGCCUACGAGGCGUCCGACGUGCUUGCCACGGUAACUCUCCUCGAGCCGUUAGAGGAGAUCGAUUCCGAAAUUUCUAUAUCGAUCGAUGAGGCCGCCCAGAGAAUCGCAAAAGAUGUAGACGAAGGCAAUUUCGCCGUUCCUUUCGUUUUUGAGGGUGGAGAUCAGCUGAUCGCUGUCGAGAACUCGUUCAGGAUGUUGAACCCGACGAGCAGUGUUGCCAAUUUGAGACGCUCUCGACGAGAAGUCGUUCAAGAACCAGAUGAGCCCGUCAGUCCUGAUUCCGGAUACAGUUUAGGGACCUUCAUCGGAGUGUGCUUCGCAGCUUUCGUGCUAGGCAUCGGCGGAGGUCUCUCAUACAUCUACUUCAGGGCCAGGUUCAAUCAGACGACACAACCCGAUGUCGUUCCUCUUGGAGAGAUGGAACAGAGUCUAGACCACGAGCAUAUCCAAGAAGCAGGACCCUCCGGGUGGAAGGCAAAUGAGGUCUACUAGUCGUUGCGAAAGGCCUUCCAAUAAUUGAACGGAGAAAAUUUCUUCAUCCUCUUUCCGGGCGUCAUGACCUUGCUCAGUAUCUUUUAAUCAUUCAUUCGUGCAUCACCUUACAUUUAUCGACUGUCUGGCAAACUAGAUAUGCGCUCAUACCGGGAGAGGUCCAAGGCAUCCGCCUGGCAGCGUCGAUCAAAUCGUUCGAAUAGACUUUAUGACAUGAGCAUAUCAGACUUCACUCCUGAAGUCGCGCGAACAUUUUCUGCAAUAAAGCGAAGGAUUCGAUAAUCCCAUGA